AGCUGCUGGCAGAGCUUCUGUCUGGGGAGCAGGUCUUCCGCAGAAUGGCAUGGAAUGAAACUUGCAAAAAUUGGCUGGCAGCAGAGGCCUCUCUGGCAAAGUACUAUCUCUCCAUCUUUUAUGGGAUUGAGUUUAUUUUGGGACUCCUUGGGAACACAACUGUUGUUUUUGGAUAUCUCUUCUGUCUGAAGAGCUGGAAUAGCAGUAAUAUCUAUCUCUUCAAUCUCUCCAUCUCCGACUUAGCAUUUUUGUGCACCCUCCCCAUGCUGAUGAGAAGCUAUGCCAAUGAAGACUGGGUAUACGGAAAUGUGCUCUGCGUAAGCAACCGAUACUUCCUUCACGCCAACCUCUACACCAGCAUUCUCUUCCUCACGUUCAUCAGCAUCGAUCGAUACUUGCUCAUGAAGUUUCCUUUCCGAGAGCACCUUCUGCAAAAAAAAGAGCUGGCCGUUUUAAUCUCUUUGGCCAUUUGGAUUUUAGUUACCUUAGAGUUACUGCCUAUUCUCCCUCUUAUAAAUCCUAUUGUAACCAACAACGCCACCAACUGCAAUGAUUAUGCAAGUUCCGGCGACCCUGAAUACAACCUCAUUUACAGCAUUUGUCUGACCAUAUUGGGCUUCCUCGUUCCUCUUCUCGUGAUGUGUUUCUUUUAUUACAAAAUCGUCUGCUUUCUAAAGCACUGGAGCAGGCAGAUCAGUACUGCUUUGCCCCUUGAAAAGCCACUUAACUUGGUGGUCAUGGCCGUGGUGAUCUUCUCCGUGCUUUUCACACCCUACCACAUCAUGCGGAACGUGAGGAUUGCUUCAAGGCUGCGGUCCUGGCAGCAGUACCAGUGCGCUGAGGUCAUCAUCACCACCUUGUACAUUGUGACUCGGCCACUGGCCUUCCUGAAUAGCGUCAUCAACCCUGUCUUCUAUUUCCUUAUGGGGGACCAUUUCAGGGAAAUGUUGAUGAACAAGCUGAGGGAAUACUUCAAAUUCCUUACAUCCUUUAGAAGAUACGUUCAGGAAAUAAGGUGCCUGUGAAACAGAUUAAGUGGUACAUGCAGCUGUAAGUGAGUUAAGAGUUUGUUUCAGUUCACACAUGAUCUGAUCCUGAUUUAAAAAUACGUUAUUUCUAGAGUAAAUAAAAUGAAAGAGAUGAGAAUGCACAGAGCGGAUGCAGUUGAAUUAAUCUUGUGUCAUGUUUGGGCAUGCAUGUGCGAACCUAGAUGCUGUGGGGUCUUCCUGAUUUAGGAGUAGGAGACAGACAAAGCAACGAAUUGUAUUGAAUCAUUUUGAAUGAAUUGUAAAAUAGUAAUGAUGAUGCUGAUAAUGUGACAGAAUUAUCUGUGUUGUUGCUUAUAGAAUCCUAAAACUUUAGAUGUGAAGUGAAAAGCUGAAGAUCAGAUGCACACCAUUAAGCAUUGCCUUUAGAUGUUGUGUUCAUGAGGAAAUUACGGGUACAUUACGGAGAAUGAGGAAUAAUGUGGCAUGAAUAAUCAGACCAAGGAUGCCAUGAAUCAUGGUCGACUAUGAAUUUACCAGUCUUUUUGAAGGCAAUCUAAUGAAAGUAAUCCUCAUUUAUAUUGAAUAGAACAUAAAGAUAACUUGGCAAAAAGUGAGAAUAUGUUUGAGGUUGGCCAUCAGAACAUUAAAGCACAAAUGACUUUAUCAAAAAGCUAGCAAAAUUUGACAACAACAGCUGUAAAAAUUUCAGAAUUAUAGAGCACCAAAAUGCCUAUCAUAAAAUCCAAAAUAAAACAAAGUAAAAUAAAAUACUACAUUAAUUUAAUGAUGAUUGUGCCAUCUGGCAUUUUAUUAUCACAAUUGCACUGUUCAUCUUCGCUUUGCUAAUCUUGGUUAAAUAGUGAAAUUUAAAAUAUAUUAACAUCAGAAAACUGGCAAAGCAGCAGCAGCAUGGUAAUAGAGCAUUAGGCUACACUUCCCCCGAUGAAGCAUCUCAGCUCUACUCCCAGUGUAAAGAGACUCACAUCCGAAUGAGGCUUGGUAUCACAGAACUUCACAUAAGAUCACUGGAAAACAUGUCCUAGAAAAUAAUUCACUUUGUUAAGAGAACCUAAGAAAUGUUGUACUCACAUAAUAUAAACCGUCCUACAAUUUAUGUCCCAAGGCAAAUGGGGAGGGAGAGAGCUUAGGGAAUGGAUCCUCCAUUUAAAGUGGAACAAGCAUCAAACAGUAACUCACUGAUACAUAACAACAUUUGACCUCUGCUACAGUCUAUACUCCUUAUCUUGGUGUCGCUAGCUACAGGGAAUGAUAGUUCAAAGGAUACAACGAUCAUCAUGAAUGCAGAGACAUACAGCUCAUUGUACUGUCUGUUCUGAAACACUCUGGUGAUAUUACAUUCUGCUUUACCAAAAUCUCCACAUUUUUCAAAACUAAGAGCAGAUGAAAUGUUACAAAACAUGUUACUACAGAGAAUUUAUUUUCUUACUUAAAGUUAGGCUUUUAUAUAUUUUUGUCAUUUGUUUAUGUAAUAUUUUUAGAUUGCAAAGUAAUUUUAUAGCAAUAAUAAGGACUUUCUGAAUUUUCACCUUGGAAAGGGUCACAGAAAAUACUGUGAUAAAUAAGAGAUUACUUAUUUCUCCAAAAUCACUUGCAUAAAAUAAAUUUAAUUUAAAAUGCACUUAUGCAUAUUUAGUUGUAAAGAAGAAAUUAAAUUUUCUGUCUCUACUUACUCAUUAAAAUUGCAGAAAGUAUGCCACUGUAUGAAUUUAAAAGAAAUAAGGAGCAUGGAGAAUGUGAGUAGGUUGAGAAAUAUCACUUCUAAAUCUAUAUAGUAAAAUACAUGUAACUUAUAUACUUUAUUUAAAUAAAAUAACUUAAAAUAUUAAAAUAAUAACAUUCCCUAAAUCUCUUGCUCCAUUUGUCAUGUGAUAUUUAGACCUUAGCAGACUAAAAGAUACCUACUUUAAAACUGUAAGAGCUAUUCCAUUUGUGCAAGGUCAUUGUGAAAAUCACAAAUAAAUUAUGAACUCCUUGGUGGCUUUGUGAUUUCCAGAGGAAUAAAUGCUAUUUUUUGUAACUUGUUUUUCAUUUGAUCAUCUGGGGUCAUCCGAAGGCUGUCUAAACUUUCUAGCUCAACCCUAUGCAACGUGAACUUACUUCCUGUGCCUACAGUAUUAUCUUCCACCACUGUUGUCACAAACCACAUCCUGAAACUGAAAAUGUGUGUUCCAUUUCAUUAUGUUUAAAA
This is a messenger RNA of Ochotona curzoniae (black-lipped pika), 3198 nucleotides long. RefSeq names its product succinate receptor 1 (gene SUCNR1). The record is from RefSeq and is a predicted model, not a curated record. Gene Ontology annotation, molecular function: G protein-coupled receptor activity. Gene Ontology annotation, biological process: G protein-coupled receptor signaling pathway. The transcript is spliced from 2 exons. Bases 45 to 1025 code for a protein of 326 amino acids. Lineage: Eukaryota; Metazoa; Chordata; Mammalia; Lagomorpha; Ochotonidae. Gene Ontology annotation, cellular component: plasma membrane.